AUGUCAUAUCAAAUUUCAUUCAUUUCGGACAUUGCCUUUACGAAAGAACCAACCCAAGUUUUAUUACAAAAAGGUGAAGACACUGUUCAUUCACUUUCCAGUGAAAACAACGCAAUAGUCUACACAGAUGGUUCCUCUGAUAUUGACUUUAACAGAGGUGGUGCUGGUAUCUCCAUCAUUUACCCCUCAGGAUAUAACAUUAAACUCAAAAUACCCACUGGCCAAAUUGCUUCAAACUUCACAAACGAAUUAAUCGCUAUUAAAGAGGCUCUUACCCAUUUUCGCUCUCAUUCUCUAAACGACUCAAUAAAAGAAAUUGUGAUUUUCUCAGACUCAAAAUCAGCACUCGAAGCCAUACAUAACGGUAAAACAACAAUAACGCAAGAAAUGAAUGCCCUUCUCCAUUUACUAAAUAUACCUUGCACUCUCCAGCGGAUCCCAGCUCAUGUUGGAAUUGAGGGGAACGAAUGUGCAGAUGCCCUUGCAAAGGAAGCACGCAACGAAGAGCAAUCUCGAAGUCACCUGUGCAGAUGCGAAUGCUGCCGCCAGGCGAAGGAUCUACAAUCAAAAUCUUAG
This is a messenger RNA of Argiope bruennichi, 576 nucleotides long. RefSeq names its product ribonuclease H1-like. The coding region runs from base 1 to 576 and encodes 191 amino acids. The transcript has a single exon. The record is from RefSeq and is a predicted model, not a curated record. Gene Ontology annotation, molecular function: nucleic acid binding; RNA-DNA hybrid ribonuclease activity. Lineage: Eukaryota; Metazoa; Arthropoda; Arachnida; Araneae; Araneidae. Gene Ontology annotation, biological process: DNA replication, removal of RNA primer.